AUGAUAAAUAAAAAAGACAAAGGUAAUAAUAGUGGUAAAAAUGGUGAAGGUAAUAAUAAUGAUAAAAGAGAUGAAAAUAAUGAUGAUGGUAAAGAAGGUAAAGGUAAUAGUGAUAAUAAAGAAGGCAGAG
This is a messenger RNA of Funneliformis mosseae, 130 nucleotides long. The record is from the annotation of a GenBank genome assembly. Lineage: Eukaryota; Fungi; Glomeromycota; Glomeromycetes; Glomerales; Glomeraceae.